Molecule: messenger RNA, 627 nt
Organism: Carica papaya (papaya)
Lineage: Eukaryota; Viridiplantae; Streptophyta; Magnoliopsida; Brassicales; Caricaceae
Source: RefSeq, a predicted model, not a curated record
AUUCACUUUCGGCUGCUGUGCCGAUCUAUAACGGUUGUGUGGCUCGUCGAGGCGAGCUCAUCGCUGAUCAAGUCGAGGAAGCCAGCUGAUAGAAAAUUGGAUUAUUCUCACAUCACGGUUGAGCUUCAAACAGUAGAUGGAUUGGUAAAAGACAGAACUCAGUGUGCUCCUAAUGGCUACUAUUUUCUUCCAGUUUAUGACAAGGGUUCCUUUGUAAUCAAAAUCAAUGGACCUGCAGGAUGGGCAUGGGACCCAGAGAAGGUUCCCGUUGUUGUUGAUGACAGUGGUUGCAAUGGCAAUGAGGACAUUAAUUUUCGGUUCACGGGAUUUACCAUAAGUGGAAGAGUUGUUGGAGCUGUUGGUGGAUCGAGUUGUCCACUAAAAGAUGGUGGACCCUCCAAUGUGAAUGUCGAACUCUUGUCUCUUACUGAUGAUCUUAUCUCUUCUGUUUUAACAUCAUCUAAGGGGAGUUACCUGUUCAAAAAUAUUGUUCCUGGGAGAUAUAAAAUACGUGCUUCCCAUCCUAACUUGAAAGUUGAAGUUAGAGGCUCCACAGAGGUUUAAUGCUUUUUUUUUCUUUUAGGUUUUCUUUUUCUUUUUCCCUUUCUUAAUUUUAAUCUGCUUCUC